AUGUCUCUUCGGAGGGUCCUCCCUGGACAGUCAUCAGGGAGUGCGCACACCUUUGGCACCCCGCGCCACACAAGCGUCAUCGACCCCAUCCUAUCAAAGCGUGUCUGCUUCUACAAAAGUGGAGAUCCUCAGUUCAACGGUCUGCGCAUGGUCAUCAACAACCGCUCCUUUAAAACAUUUGAUGCCCUCCUGGACAGUCUCUCUAAAAAGGUUCCCCUGCCGUUUGGGGUGAGGAACAUUACCACGUCUCAUGGGGUUCAUGCAGUCAGUACUUUGGAUGAUUUGGAGGAUGGAAAGUCCUACAUAUGCUCUGAUAGCCGUAAGGUCAAACCUUUCAACCUGGCACGAGCCAGGAAGAAGCCGCCGCCCUGGUACCAUGCCAGGCCUGCUAGUUCCCGUCGUCGAACUGUGCAGCAGGCCAGGCUAUUCCCCGGCUGGAGCAUCCACAAGAAGGAGCCGGUGGUUCUGCGCACACCAAAGAGGCUACUGGUUUUCCGCAAUGGUGACCCCAAUGUAAUACACAAAGUGUUCAUUCACAAGAGGACUACACCCACGUUUGAGUCCAUACUGGAAUAUAUCUCAGAGCUGAUCCAGUUCCACGUGGUGAAAUUACUCACGUCUGACGGCAAACGCGUGGAUGGUCUUCCAGGCUUGAUAUUGUGCUCUGGGACUGUAGUGGCAGCAGGCAGGGAGCUGUUCAGGCCUGCAAACUACAGCGCACAGAGCUCUUCAGCUCAAACAACGCUGCCUACCAAUCGAAAAAGUAUCCGAAGACUAAAGGCUUUAAACCGCAAAAAGAAGCUUCUAUCAAACGCUCCAAAGUCGAGGCCGUUUUCCCCCUCAUGUGAGAGAUACAUUGUGAAUCAAAUCAACAACUCCAUGGCAGAACGUUCAAGCGAGCUACGCAGCAACCCCUCAAACUCUGUGGAGUGGGAGUCGGGUCAUAUCCUGGAGUCAGUGGCAGAAACAGAGGGUGAAACCUGCCUUGGCGAUGGAGUUGAAGGGCAGGGGUGCUCGCUGCCCACAGAUGAUGACAUUGAGAAGUCCUUUCGAGUGAACCAAGACGGAAGCAUGACGGUGGAGAUGAAGGUGAGGCUGACACUUAAGGAGGAGGAAACCAUUCAUUGGACCACCACUUUGACUCGAUCGAGUGUGGCUAAUGAGCUUAAUGAAACCAGUUUACCCCCGCCGGAGUUAGAACAGAUCAGCUCACCAGACUCACUUGAUUUACAAAGUGCUGUUGCCUCCAUCGACACAAUCAGUAAGGACAAAUCAAAGGAUAACAAUGAUGAGGAUCCACCUACACCAUGCAAUGGAGUUUUCAGCGAGUGUAGUAUUGAAGACGAUAAUAUCAAAGAACAGACUGGCUUGGUGUCCUCUUGGAGAGCUCCCACACCAGGUCACAAGCAAAUCAGAACGAAGCAAACCUCAAUGGAGAGCAUAAAAUCAGUGACAGCAGAGGGGAUUCAGGAAGGUGUGGUUGGUUCUUACUCCUACAGAGAGCAGACAGAACAUGGAGACAUGACUGAGCAGUACUGCUUGGUCAAGCAGAGUAGUACUAGACCAGUUCCCAAACCAAGAAGACUUGGCUCUAUAGAUACCAACAAUAUAAGCAGCAGAGAUGUAUCCACAUUCAAAUCAGCAGGGAUGUCUGAAAUCCUGCAGGUUGAAUCCAGCGGACAGGAGGUCACUGAGACUGUGUUCCACAUAUUUGAACAGCAGACCUGCCAGAAUAACUUCCUUGCAAACCUUUUAAAUCCAGUGGAAGCGAAUCAGAGUGAUGACAAUAAGGUGAAAAGGUCAGAUGACCCUAUAACAGCAGGUCAAGAGAAAGAAACACAAAUACUGCCCCAGCCAUUUAACAUGCAAAAUCAGCCAGACAUCAAGUCUGUGCUUGAGGAUAUUUGCUACUCAAUAAAGUCAAUCAGACUUAUCACACAGACCAAACGUCCCUCAGGUCUGGAAAGGUCGAACAGUCUGCCUGACUUCUCCUCUCAUGUGGCUUCAACAUUUGGCUCAUCAUCUAAAGCUCUCCUUGCUUUCUUGGCCGUCAUGACUCUAAAGGAAGGCUUAACCAACCUAAAUAUGGACGAGCAGAACGCAAACAAUGUCAGCUGUGCGGAGGCUUUAAAAAUGAUUGAUUCACUUAAGGAAAUUGCCAGCAUUGAGGAUUCUCACAAGUUAAAAGACAGCUUGUCAACUUUACAGCAGGCAGCUUCGAAGCAGCUCCUGCAGAGUUGGAAGGGCUUUCAGGAACUCAGCGACGAAUGCAAGAGUCGCAGCUCUACACCUUAUGAUUCAGAGCAAGAAUCUGUAUCUCAGACUAGACCUGAAAAAGACUGCGGCAUUGAUAAAGAUAUUAUGGACAAGGUCAUGGAUAAUCUUGACAUGCCUGAGAAGCUCAAGGAGGAAUUGGCUUCUUUUUCACUGGGUUUCAAAAGUGACAAAGACGAGAAAGAGUGUUCAGAACUGGAAGUUCAGAGCAUGUCAAGCGCAAAUAAAGGUUUGGAGGUGAGCUGUGAUGGAGGUGGUUCAAGUUCAGAUGAGCGACAGAGUUCAGAAGAGGGGGCAGAAGUUGAAUGUGAGGAGAUACAGCAGGAGAGUGAUGACUCGUCCAAACCCGAGAAUUGCUCUGAGGUGGAGGAAGAUAAGCAACUGAGGUUCAGUUACAGUGUAGAGGAGCCAAGCAACCAAGUCGCAUUGUCUUAUUCUGCAAGUCCCUUAAACUCAGAGAAGGAACUUCAUGGUGGAGGAGGUUUAAUGGGACAGAGCAUCAGUGUUAACGACAGCAUGUGUAACUCAGAUGUGGAUGAGCCAACUUCAGAGGAAGAGCAGCAUGAGGCUGAAUGUCAGGAUCAAAGGGUUAUGAAUGAGGAAAGUUUAUCUAAUGACGAGGACGAGCAGGAGAGCACAGUGGAGGAGGAACACUUUGAUGAUCUUCUAGAUCACGAGGAAAAAACAGAAGUAUGUAAACCUUUAACGGCUUUGACAGAAGAGACAGUGGAGGACGAGGAAAGCUCAGAAGAAGAGGACUACCUCACAGAUAAAAGACAGAUCUACGACUCCACUGGUGUUAUAACCAAAGAGCCCGAAGGCAACAGAGUAAGAUCCAUCAGGGAAAUGUUCCUCGCAAAGAGUGCCACAGAUAUUCAGCAGGGACAUAGACCUUUCCCAAGCCCGAACUCAUCAGAGCUGGUUGAGCUAAGAGCACAGACUUCAACCAGUGCGGGGUACCAGUCUCAGACGUCCAGUGAACUGUCCAGUAGUGAAGAUGAUUCAGCACAGAAAUCCAUAACUCAGGCAAAAGCAAUGCCUGAGUUGUCUUACUUCAAUUCCACGAGUGCUCUGGACAACUUAACCGAGGCAACACGCUGCAUUGCUUUUAAUGCAAAAGUCGUGCCUGGACACUGUGUUCCCAUCAAUACUGAACUGUUCUUCAUCAGUGAGAACACACAAAUCAAAAAGUCUCUUUCAGACCCGGUUGGAAUAAACAAAACCUUUACAAACAGCCCGCGAGACGAAGGAAUGGUUUCAAAGGAGAAAUCUUCAUAUUCACUUCCCAGCAAAGAGUCUGAACUGGAAGACAAGGAGCUUUCACCUUCAAGGAAGUGCACCUACUUCUCUUUGCCCCAUGCUAGUGACUCGGACGCGUGGCAGGAGGACAUCAGUGUGGUUAGCAAAGGCAGUGCAAAUGAUGACAGUAUAAUAGAUACAAAGGAUGACUCAGAGGACACCAAAAUGCCAGCAGAGAGGAACGGCAUGCUGCCCAAUAUUGGCGUCACAGACUUUAAGAAGAUGGAUAACAAAGUGCACCCGCUGGUAGAGCUUCCAGCAGAUGGCGAGGUUGUUGUCGUGCAGCCUGGGAAAGAUGUCACGCAACACGGCCAAUCCCACUGCGAGUUCCACGAGUGA
Molecule: messenger RNA, 3912 nt
Organism: Labrus bergylta (ballan wrasse)
Lineage: Eukaryota; Metazoa; Chordata; Actinopteri; Labriformes; Labridae
Product: oxygen-regulated protein 1
Biological process (GO): photoreceptor cell development; axoneme assembly; retina development in camera-type eye
Cellular component (GO): axoneme
Source: RefSeq, a predicted model, not a curated record